AUGCAGGCCCCCCCGGAGGACGCCAACCCCCUCAACCGCGCCUACGAGGCCUGGGCCGCGCGGACGCCCGUCGUCUGUAGAGGACUGUGCGUCGGCCUCGCCGCGUGCUACGGCUUCUCGUGGAUUUUGGACCUCCAGCGCGGCCUCGAGACCGUGCCGUUUCGCAUUGUAAGACGGUUUGAACUGUGGCGCCUGAUCCUGUCGCCCUGCGUCGGCAAUUCGUUGCUAGGGACGGUCGUGGCCCUUUUUGUUUUGGGCGACGGCGUCGGCCCGCGCCUCGAGCAGAGCUGGGGAUCUAUGCGAAUGAUGAUAGCCACCCUUACAGCUUCCAUUGUCAUCAACCUCUCGUUCUGCGCGCUGUGCUACCUCUUUACGAUGAUGAUCGGCUCCGCGGAGCCGGCGCUCGCCGCGACGAGCGGCGGCUGGCCCUUAUUACUCUGCCUUAUUACCAUAGAGUGCCUCUCCUCGCCCGACGGCACGCGCCCGCUGCCCUGCAUUCCCAUCCAGGUGCCUAGAGAUAGGUACCCCGCGGCCCUUUUGUUAUUGUUGCUGAUCUUGGGCGCGCCGAAGCUCUCAUUAUCAUUGGGCUGCGCCUACGGCUACGGCUACGCGAAGGGCUACCUGGAGGUGCUCAAACCCAAGCCCGCGCUCGUGAGCCGCUGCGAGGCGGCCUCGGCUCUCGCCUGCGUGACUUCUGAUUCGACCUUCGUGAGCGCCGAGCGGAGCCUGGGGGCGUCGGCCUUUACGGUCUCGGGCGGCGACUGGGCGGACCCCGAAAAUCCGUCGGCGGUGCAGCGGGGCUUCGGGACGAUGCUCGCCGAGGCGCGGCAGGCCGCGUUUCCGCCCGAGCCACCUGGUGGACAGGGGCGCGUGCUGGGCGCCUCCGCGCCGGCGGCCGCGCCCCUCGUGCCGACGCCGACGCCACCUUCACCACAACGCACGGCCCGCGGAAACCGGGACGCGAUCCUCGCCGCCGCCGAGCGCCGGUCGCGGCAGCAGAACGCUGGCUCCUAA
Pelagomonas calceolata is the source of this 1014-nucleotide messenger RNA. The record is from the annotation of a GenBank genome assembly. NCBI's taxonomy places the organism in Eukaryota, Pelagophyceae, Pelagomonadales, Pelagomonadaceae.